Molecule: messenger RNA, 1725 nt
Organism: Rotaria sp. Silwood2
Lineage: Eukaryota; Metazoa; Rotifera; Eurotatoria; Philodinida; Philodinidae
Source: the annotation of a GenBank genome assembly
AUGACCACUAAUCAUCAAACAGUAGGUCGCAGUCUUUUACCGAAUAAUGAACGUGAACGUGAUACUCUUCUCAAUAUUCGUCAACUAGAGAAACGAUUACGACAAGUAAUACGCGAAGUUGAUACACCUUUUGCUUCCCGGCAUAAUGAAUAUAGUGAUGUGUAUAGUGAAUUUGCUGGCGAAAAAAAUUCAUAUGAACAAGCAUUUAAUGCUGAAAAACGUCGAAUUCAACAACAUUUGCAACGUAUCAAUCAAAGUGUUCGUUCAUUUUCAAAAGAUGUUCGUCAUUUGAAACCUGAUUUAGCUAUGGUUAAUAAAAUUCGUAAUUCAAUCGAAGAAAUCGAACAAACAAUUUAUGCAUCAAAAGAAGCAUCUCGAUUAAAAUACGAAGAACUUAUUGCUGAAGAACGUUUACUAUCGAAUGAAGUACAAGCAUUAAAUGAUAAGAUUGAAUUAUGGUCUAAGCAACGACCUGGUCAACAACGAAGCGAUUCAGUUCCACCAUCCGGAUCUGCACGUAAAUUGGAUACAUCCAAUUCAAAUCUUUUGCCUGAAAUUAUUGAAUAUGACGGUGAAGAUAAAUUUAUUGAUGAUUGUAUUGGUUUUUUACCAACUAAAACUCGAGAUCAUAUUCAAGAACAUGAAAAAUGGUAUCGACAAUUUUUAAGUAUUAGUAAUAAACGUCGUCUAGCAUUAAAAAAAUGGCGAGAUGAAAGAAAUCAAGCUAAAGAAACAAUUUUACAUGAAGCUGAACAAGCACAUAAUACACUUAAAGAGAUUGAUGAAGCUGUUCAUCGAGUACAAGCUAAAGAACAAGAACGAAUACGAGCUGAAAAGUCAGCUUUAUUAGUUGCUUGGAAACAAGAACGUGAAUUAAAGCAACAAGAAAUUGAAGAAGAACAAGAACGAAUUGAAAGGAAAAAACAACAAGAUGAAGCAAAACGACUUGCUGAAAAAGAAGAACAAAAAAAGUUAGUUGAACAAAUUCGUCGUGAACGUGAAGAAAAUGAACGAAUUGAACAAGAACAAGAGGCAAGACAACGACGUCUUCAACAAGAAAUAAGACAACGAACAGCUACAGCUGCUAUUCGUAAAUUUCGUGAAAGAGAUAUGAACAAUUUAGAAGAUAAAAUUGUACGGGAUAAAUUACAAAAACAAGAAGAAGAAGCUCGACAACAACGUCUCGAAGCAGCUAAAUAUCAAGUAUCAAUUGAUUAUGAUCCUCAACAUUUAUAUGAACCAACACAAGCAUGGACAUCACGUAGUAAAACUCCUCGAGAAGUAUCUAAAGAUACGUCUGCUCCACCAAUUGUUCCACGAAGUUUUAAACUAUUGGAAGAACUUGAGGCGGCUCAAAAAGGCCAUCAUGAAGGAUCGGUAUCAUGGGGUCUCGAAGCUAAUGAUGAUAUGUCACUAUCUCGGUGGGUUUGUAUGAUUAUUGGACCGUCACGAACGCCUUAUGAAGGUCGCAUUUAUACACUGAAAGUUCAUUGCAAUGAUCGUUAUCCAGAAGAACUACCGACAGUUCGUUUUCAGACACGUAUCAAUCUCACUGGUGUUUCAGCUAAUGGCUCAGUUGAUCCAAAAUAUGUGUCAUCUCUUCGUAAUUGGAAUCGAGAUAUGACUAUUCAUCAAGUGUUGAACGAUAUUCGAGCGAGCAUGUCAACAAAAGAGAAUGCAAAAUUGUCUCAACCAUCUGAAGGAGCACUUUAUCCAUCUCAGUGA